Pocillopora meandrina is the source of this 537-nucleotide messenger RNA. Lineage: Eukaryota; Metazoa; Cnidaria; Anthozoa; Scleractinia; Pocilloporidae. The record is from the annotation of a GenBank genome assembly.
GAAAAACAAUAUUACUGGGCUCUAUCUACAUCCAGCGAUUCUGACUUUGAUUUACAUCUGAAAAGACCAUUGGGUAGUUGUUUUAUAAAUAACUGUUCUGUUGCUGGGAUGAAAGGUUUUCGAGCAAAUGUUGACUUACAGCCUCUUAAUCAUUACCAAUGUGUAACCUAUGUUUGCUCCUACUUCACAAAGGAUGGAACUGAAUGUUCACAGGUUAUUGUGAAUGCAGCAAAAGAAGCUUAAGCCUCAAAUUUGACAUCAGACACAGCUCGAGGAAAGUAGGUGUAGCUUUUCUUUCAAGAAGAGAAGCUAGUUCACAAGAAUGUGUAUACAGACGUAUUCCAGAGCUUUAGUUUCCCAAAAACUUAGAGAAGACUUGCUUUGCAAAAAAAAAAACCUACUACAAAUGAGAAAAAGAUGCUACAUCAAGCAGGCUUAGGGUGUAAGAAAAUUGACCUCCUUGCAGAUGACACAGUGGAAGCCGUGUUGAAGAAAGUGAACAAUGUCAUGCUAAAGAUGUAUGCGGGAAUACAAUAG